ACGCAUUUACUAAAACGAUUGGUUUAAUUUUAUUAUUUAACAACUUUAUUAUUUUGGUUAUCGAAUCAAUUUUUAUUUUUCUAUAUAUAUAUUGGAUUGUUAAUUGUGAAUUUACAUUUUAUUUAAGUAUUAUUUUUGAUUAGACAUAACCUCUCUAAAUUGUGGUGACACCUUACACUAUGGUAUUAAACAGCGUCUACUUUGAAAACGUGGGCUGCGUUGUGAUAAGAAUUUUCAACACAAAUAAAUAGUGGCUUCGAAUAAGAAUUAUGUUUUAUAAAAUUCUAAUGUGAGAUACAUAAUAUCACAGAACUAACCAAUAAUGAUUAUAGUAGGAGGUAAGUAAUUACUCUAAAUAGAACACGAGACACAUUUAUAUUAAGAAAAAAGAUUAGGAAUUAUUAACCUCAUAAUAACGGAAAAUGACGUUAGAAGAAUUAUACGAAGAAUUAAAAGACAUGGACAUAAGUGAGCCAUCUUGUAUGGAUAAAAUAAAAUUAUAUUUUGAAGAACUUGAAGAAGAAGAUGAUGAAUUUAUGGAGUUGCUGUUGUCUAAAUUAGAUAAUGAAGUAAUAACAUGGGAGCAACCAUGGUACCAACAAACAAAAUGCUUGUCAAGACCAUUGAAGGAACCUGAGGAACAACAUGAUGAAACAUAUAACACAGACAGUAUGUCCAAAGAGGAAAUAGACCUUAUACACAAAAAUUGGCGUAAAUUUAAAAAGAAAUAUGAUAUUCCCAACAAAAUUAUUUGUUUAGCUCGAUGGAAAAACAAGGGAAAAUCAAGACAUUCACGAGAGCUACAUGUUAAACAUUUUGUGGUAGCAUAUCUAGCACGAGGCCUAAAACGAAAUCUUUAUCAAGUUUUAAGACACAUUAUGACUUAUUAUGGUAGUCCAGUGAAGGGUGACUAUUCUGCUUUUGAAGAAAAACUUAUGGAUAUAUGCUUUCAAUAUGAACCUAAACAUGCUGUCGUGAUAUUAUCUAAAGUACUUGGCAGAGAGCCACGAGGAAUAUACAAAAGAUUGGGUUAUACUGUUGAUGUCAAACCACAAAGGAAAAAGUUAAAAUGGACAUUGCCAUUGGCAACUAAGUUCUUAAAUUUAUUGCUUGAAUAUUCAAAUUGUUCCUUGGAAGAGUUGAAACAUAAGAAAAUUGAAAAAAGUAUUUGGUUGAAACUGGAAAAAGAUAUAGACCAGCAAUAUAUUUAUUUACAAUCCUUUUGGCAUGACACUCUUAAAGUCCAACUUUUUGUAAAGGAAUAUAUUACUUUGAGAUCGUUAAGGAAAAAAAUAUUCAAAAAAUUGAAAAAAUCUACAUAUCAGGUAUGGCCUGAUAUACGAUGGAAAGAAUUAGUAAAAGAGUUUUCAGAUGGUUACACACAUCGAUUUUUAUAUAGAAUAGCGUACAACACAAUUAAACAUAUGUCAAAUUAUUUGAAAAGACCUUUACAAGAAAUUGUACAUUAUGCAUUAGCAAGUUUAAAAUGUGGUCAAUAUUAUCAUACAAAGCGUCUCAGAACUUUGAUAUUGAAUGAAGAGGGACAUUUAGAACCAAUACAAUAUGAUAAAUUGUAUUUAGUAUUGUUUUCAUUUCAUAAUUUGUAG
Messenger RNA from Galleria mellonella (greater wax moth), 1607 nucleotides. RefSeq lists its product as uncharacterized. Gene Ontology annotation, molecular function: RNA polymerase II cis-regulatory region sequence-specific DNA binding; DNA-binding transcription factor activity, RNA polymerase II-specific. The record is from RefSeq and is a predicted model, not a curated record. The transcript has 6 exons. Gene Ontology annotation, cellular component: nucleus. The coding region runs from base 423 to 1607 and encodes 394 amino acids. Gene Ontology annotation, biological process: regulation of transcription by RNA polymerase II. NCBI's taxonomy places the organism in Eukaryota, Metazoa, Arthropoda, Insecta, Lepidoptera, Pyralidae.